UAUCAAUCCUCCGAACGCCAUUGUGAGCUGGAAAACACGACUUAUAGACGUUUCACAGGAAUAUACCCUCGAAAUGGCAUCUCAGUUCGGGGGAGCUAAGAACCCACCCUGGGCCAGACCAGCAUCAGUUGGCCCAGAGUACAUGUCACCUGCAACAGGUCCCACCACCGUCACCCCAACAUCUCUAGCUCAGGCCCAGAAUGCACUACUGAAUGCUGGCUCAGUGACAGCAACACCUGUGUACAACCUCGGUACACCAGGUGGUGGAAUCUCACAGCCACAGUACAAUGCACAAAUGGCAGCACUACAGGCUCAGCAACAAUUACAGCAGGCUGCUGCUUCAGCUGCAGCAGCAGCUGUACUACCCCAGCCAGGCAUUGCCAUUCCGACCACCUUAGCUACCUCCCAAGUAGCUACAGUCAGCUACCCACCACCACGCAUCACACAGCCACAGUCGCCCAAACAGAGAGUCUUCACAGGAACAGUCACAAAACUACAUGACAACUUCGGAUUUGUAGAUGAUGAUGUCUUUUUUCAGACUACUUGUGUCAAAGGAAGCCUGCCAAAAGUAGGGUCAAGAGUUCUAGUGGAAGCCACAUAUAAUGCCAACAUGCCCUUCAAGUGGAAUGCAACCAGAAUACAGGUCCUGGCUAAUCAGGGAGCACCAAAUAUCCCAACAGGACUUAAGGGUGCACCUCAGCUGACAAUCGGAGCAGGUUUAAACCCCCCGGGUGUGAGUAUCCCACAGCCCGUGCCUCCAGUUGGCAGCAUGAAUCCAAUGACUGGGAACCAGAUCAUCACACAGUCUAUAGCAGGACCAGUCCUAUCACAGCAGCCACCCCCUCUCAUGGCACAGAACCCACAGCCAUCUCUAGGUCUACUCCCAACUCAAAGGUCUGGUGGUGGUCCACCUCACAGGAAUGAUGCCGGUCGAUUCCAGGGGGUGAAAAACAACAGAGACAAAGAAAGAGAGAGGGAGCGAGAGAGGGAAAGACGUGAAAGGAAAGAAAACAGACUGAAGCGACAGAGAUCUCCAUCUCAUUCUGUCAAGACCCCAGCUCCCAGGCCGCGGAGUCCUAUACGAAGACGGCCUGCUAGGGUUAUUCCAAGAUAUGUUGUACAGAUACCCAAGUUGUCACUUGAAACGAAAGGUGGAAAUGUAAUUGCCCUCAAGUCACGUUAUAGCAACUUAUAUAUCCCAAGUGAUUUCUUCAAUGCCGCCUUCUCAUGGGCUGAUGUAUUCCCUGUUGGCCGACCUUUCCACCUCGGCUCCAACUGUCAGUUCCACAUCAUGCAGAAAGAUGUGGAGCCGCUUCAACCCAAUGAGUCUGUCUAUGAGGCUCCAGAUGCUGACCAUAGCUUCAGUGCCAAGGUAAUGCUCCUGGCCUCACCUCUGAUGGAAGAACUGUACCAAAAGUCCUGUGCUCUGGCCCAGACAGACUCAGAUUCGUUCCAGCACCCAACACGUUUGCUACAGUUUCUGGUGGGAAUCAGAGGGAAGAAUGAGCCAAUGGCUAUAGGAGGAGCAUGGUCACCAUCACUGGAUGGUCCAAAUCCAGCUGAAAACCCUCAAGUGUUGAUUAAAACUGCUAUACGCACAACUAAAGCAUUAACAGGAUUAGAUCUCAGUUCCUGCACCCAGUGGUAUCGGUAUGCAGAGAUCGCCUAUCUCCGGCCUGAGACCAACCACAAAGGCAGACAGGUUCCAGCUCGUGUUGAAACUGUCGUACUUUUUUUGCCCGACGUAUGGACUUGUAGCCCAACCCGCCUGGAGUGGGGCAGUCUGCAGGUGGCCUACUCCAAGCAGCUUCAACGCAAGAUUGCUGCCAUCGAAGGGACAGACCCACAGGCGGAGGAAGAAACUGAGGAAGAGAAGGAAGCAGCUGAAAAGUCUGAACCAACAAACCAUGCUCUUCUCGAUCCCAAAACCAUGAAGAUCGUGGACUUGAGACACGAGUUAGAGUGUCGAGCUCUGAGCUCUAAGGGUCUGAAGUCUCAACUGAUUGCCCGACUGACCAAGACGCUGAAACAGGAGAAGGAAGAUGAAGAUGAGGAGAAAAGCCAGCCAGCCGUGGUGCCAGUCAAGGUUCCUGAUGAAAUUGAGCCAGAGGAAAAGGAAGCUGCAAAGAAGAAAGACGAAGAAGAGAAGAAAGCUAAAGAAAAGAGAGAGAAGGCAGCAGUUGAGAGGAAGUACUGCUUGCCUAGCAACCCAGCAAUCAUUAUCAACCCAUCCCCCACAGCCAAGGGAGGCAAGUUUGACUGCUCCCUCAUGUCCCUCAGUGUCCUGCUAGACUACCGACCAGAGGACAACAAGGAACACUCCUUUGAGGUGUCUCUGUUUGCUGAGCUGUUUAAUGAGAUGUUGAUGCGGGACUUUGGCUUCCAAAUCUACAAAGCUCUUGUACUUGCACCACCCAAAAAAGAGGAAGAAAAGAAGGAGGACAAGAAAGACGACAAAAAGGAUGAUAAGAAAGAUGAUAAGAAGGACGACAAGAAGGACGACAAGAAGGACGAUAAGAAGGACGAUAAGAAAGAUGACAAGAAAGACGAGAAGAAAGAUGAGAGAAAAGAAGACAAGAAGGACGAGAAAAAGAUGAGAAGAAAGAUACUAAGGUUUGAGGAGAAGUCAUUUGAUGGUGCUACCAAGAAGGAGUCGGUGGAGGAGGAGAUGGAAACGGAGGAGAUGGCCAAUGAUGAAGAGAAUGAAGAUAAAACUGAUGGAGACUCCAAAAAAGAUAAAGACAAGAAGGAUAAGGAUAAGAAAAAAGAUAAGAAGAAGUACUUGACUGUGGAUCCUGCCCUGCUUCUCGCCUUUGUUUACUUCGACCAGAACCACACCGGCUACCUGUUGGACAAGGAUGUAGAGGAAAUCUUGCAUACUAUUGGGCUUCAUCUGUCUCGUGCUCAGGUGAAGAAACUGGUACAGAAAAUAGUGUCUCGGGACACUGUGAACUACCGUAAACUGACGGACAGACCUGUGUUGUCUGAAGGCGAGACCAAGGUGGACGAGGCUCCAGCAGGGACAGCGGUCAGUGAAGAGGAGAUAUGUAAAGGUAACAUAGACUUCCUGAAGAAAGCAGGAACAGUAGCUUCCAAGCCAGCCGAAAAGCCAAGCACUCGGAACAGUACAGCCAAGGCGGAUUCUCCCCAGUCCCACAUCAUCCACUAUAAGGGCUCCCUGCUGGAUAUCGACAGUCUCAUGGCCAGACUGGACAAAAGUGAGAAGUGUCGAGCAGAUCUGGAGAAUAAGAUGGAGGAGAUGACAACUGAUAAUUAUUCCAUGAAGAGCACCCUGAAUACAAGUGAGUAUAAUUGUCAGAAGCUGGUAUCCGAGUUGAGGCAGGUGAAAACGGAGCUGGAGAAGGAGCAUAUUAUGCGUGAAGAGGCAGACACAUGUAACAGGAAGUGGACUGCUGUCGUCACAGAAAGCAAGGAUACCAUCGCCACUGCCCUCUCUGCCAUGACAGCUCUUCUGGAAAACAAGCCAGCUGUUGUGCACAAUUCAGAACCGGAGAAGUCAGAUAAAGAUCAUGUUAAGGAUCACAAGAAGGAACCUGGCAAUAAAUAAAUUUGUUAUAAUUAUGUCAUAUGUAAAUAUUCACCUUUGCAUACAUACCUGUUGACAUAUGUCAUUGUACCAAAAUUUCAGUCAUAUUUUAUCAGUCAUGAAUUGUUUCAUUAACAUUUGUCAACUGCAUUUAAUAUGUUAAUCUGUACAUGGAUGUGUUCACUAGGGUUGAAGGUCUGGUGUCAGAAAGUCAUUUAUGGAACACCUGCUGUUUACGUGACAGUUACGUAAAAAAGAAGGUACCUUGCAACAUAAAUUCACUUCUUUGGCUGACAUUGUCUUGAGAUUAGCAAGUGGUCAUGGCUUCUUUUUUCAGUCUCGUGAUUGUUGGGGUAUUUUUAACUGGUCAUGUUGUUUUUAGGUCACAUGAUAAGGUGUGAAAUUGCAUAAUACUUCUAUUUCAGUCAGAUUCUGUGUACCACUAUCAUACAAAUGGUAGAUAUGAAUGUACAUGAUUUCCUGAAAAGACUUCUGUAUAUGUAUUCCAGUCUUACAGAAAUGAAACCCAAUUUAGUUAAGCCAAACAGACAUGGCAGAUAUUGUUGUGAAUGAGUUAAGAUUUAUAGUCACAUCAGCAAUAUUUCAGCCAGAUUGUAGAUUGCGAAAAAUGUAACUGUACAUAUUCCAAUUUUGCAGCUAGUUCAGAUGGAUUAUCCUUGUUGAGUUUCCUUGGGUAAGCCGUUCGAGUGACAUUGUGUGUCCAUACCCAAAUACAUGCACUUCCCAGGAAUAUCUCUUUGGAAAGUGUCGAUAUCUGAGGCCACAUGAUUGUGUUCAUUUCACCCUCUGACUGGUAUUCAUCUGAGGAGUGUGAUAAUGUUAACCAAGUAAUAGAUUAUGUGAAGACAUAAUGUUGGUGAAGAAGUAUUGUUUUUUGAAACAAUGUUGAUUAGCUUCACCAUGUCUACAUGAUGUCAGCCAUUAUAGGUUGUGAUGUCGUCAUCUGCCUCAUGAUGUCAACAGUGAUCUCUAUUUAAUGUCAACAAACGUUUUGCUGUUAGGUCAACAAUGUUGUAGAGCAUGUGAAAUCUUUACAUUGUGCUUCAUUUCUUGUCACGAGCAGCAUAGAUGUUUAUCGUCUCUCAGUACUUGUGUGUUCCAAAACGAAUGAAAUACAAAUAUUUGAGACAAAAAUAUGCAAUUUAUAUGAUGAAACCAUUCAGAUCAUCAAAGACAUGGUGUUUCUUGACAUACCAUAACAUCACAGAUAUUUUGUAGGUAUGGAAUGUUGCUGCAUGCUACAAAAUGCAAGGCAUAUAUGCAGGGUUGUUGAUUCUUAUACAAUUUAUAAGAUUGUUAUCAAAUAUUUCUGUUUGGUUAAUUUGUUUGAAAAAUACUUUUUGUAAAAAACGUGUCUGUGUUGACUGACUGUGCAGUUUCCUGGUAGUGAGGUGUGUAUUGGUCUUGGGAAAUUCUUCCACCAUCACCCCUUAUAUUUUACUCCGAUGGCAUAAGUAGACUAGACCCUAGAAACCAGCAUGGAUAAAAGAAGGAUAAAGACCAGCUGGUGGCUGUCAUUCGAUACAUUCUUGUUCUAUUGAAUAUACCUCAGAGAGUCUUGUGUCAGAUAUGUGUCCAGUAUUGUGCACAAUGAUAAACAUGAAUAAAUUAUCAUUUAUA
This is a messenger RNA of Haliotis rubra (blacklip abalone), 5188 nucleotides long. Its product is annotated as cell division cycle and apoptosis regulator protein 1-like. The record is from RefSeq and is a predicted model, not a curated record. Gene Ontology annotation, biological process: regulation of DNA-templated transcription. The transcript has 21 exons. NCBI's taxonomy places the organism in Eukaryota, Metazoa, Mollusca, Gastropoda, Lepetellida, Haliotidae. The coding region runs from base 74 to 3568 and encodes 1164 amino acids. Gene Ontology annotation, cellular component: nucleus.